Molecule: messenger RNA, 2869 nt
Organism: Amaranthus tricolor (Joseph's coat)
Lineage: Eukaryota; Viridiplantae; Streptophyta; Magnoliopsida; Caryophyllales; Amaranthaceae
Product: E3 UFM1-protein ligase 1 homolog
Exons: 20
Coding region: 172-2622 (816 amino acids)
Biological process (GO): response to endoplasmic reticulum stress; regulation of proteasomal ubiquitin-dependent protein catabolic process; protein K69-linked ufmylation
Cellular component (GO): endoplasmic reticulum membrane
Molecular function (GO): UFM1 ligase activity
Source: RefSeq, a predicted model, not a curated record
GUACAUAUCCUACACUCUAAUAAAGGAAUAUUCAGAAAGAAGUGAGAACUUAAAAAAACAAAAAAAAAAAAAAAAAAAAAAAAAACUUUUUCAUUUUGUGGAAGCCGGGAAGAAAACAGAAAACAACUCCAUAGUUGGCGGAUUGAAGAACAUAAUUCUUUCAUUGCCGCCAUGGACGAAGAAUUACUGGAACUGCAGAGACAAUUCGAGUUCGCUCAACAAGCUAAAUCUAGUAUUCGAUUAUCUGAAAGAAAUGUCGUUGAAUUGGUUCAGAAACUUCACGAACUUCAAAUCAUCGAUUUUGAUCUCCUCCAUACUGUUUCCGGCAAAGAAUACAUCACACCUGAACAGCUACGGUUUGAGAUAUUAGCCGAGGUAAAUAGGCUAGGGCGUGCGUCGUUGAUUGAUCUUGCGUACAAUAUUGGUGUUGAUUUAUAUCAUGUUGAGAGACAAGCUCAAGCUGUAGUAUCUGGUGAUCCUGAGCUUAUGUUAGUUCAAGGGGAAAUAAUUUCAAAUUCUUAUUGGGAUACUGUGGCUGAAGAAAUCAAUGAGAGACUUCAGGAAUGCAGUCAGAUUGCUGUGGCUGAGCUUGCUGCUCAGUUGCAAGUGGGUUCAGAGCUAAUAUCUUCAGUAUUAGAGUCACGACUUGGGAAUUUGAUAAAAGGUAGACUUGAGGGUGGACAACUGUAUACCCCUGCUUAUGUUGCACGUGUAAAUGCAAUGGUUCGUGGUGCCGCUAGGGGUAUUACAGUUCCAAUGAAUUUGUCAGCCUUGUGGAGCUCUUUGCAGCAGUUACUCCAGGGAAUGGAAGGGGCUACUGGUGUGGCUGUGGACAAUUCAUUUUUCCAGACAUUGUUCAAUGGAUUGGCGAAGGAGAUGGAAAUUCUUGGUUCGCUUCGUGCUGGGGUUCAUUGGACACCUGCUGUUUUUGCUUCUGCUCAGAAAGAAUUUGUGGAUUCUUUUCUUUCACAGAAUUCCUUCAUAAGCUAUGAAUCUCUUCAUAAAUUAGGAUUACCCCAGCCUUUGCAGUACUUACAGUCCAGGUAUCCAGAAGGUAUUCCUUUGGUUACCAUGUUUAUUCAUCCCUCAAUGAUUGAGAUGUUAGAUGCAGCUGUGGAGGAUGCUAUUGAACGAAAUAGCUGGAUUGAUUCUCUUAUGGUGCUGCCCUCUUUAUGUGGCUCACAAGAUGCAUAUAAGAUUUUGUCCUUGUGCCCAUCUUUACAGUCAGCACUUAAGUCUAACAAAGCGCUUAUCGUGGGAGAGUCCUAUGUCCUGAGUGAUGGCUUCAUCAAGGAUGUCUUUACUCGACUUGACAAGGAGAUGCAAACAUCCAUUUCUUUUUCUUCUCCUAGUGGAGUAGGUGAUGAGAAGCAUCUGACGAAGGAAAGCAAAGGUGGAAGUGCUCCAAGUAGGUUAUCAGAGUUUAGUGAAACCACUAAUGAGAGUGGAAAUAGGCCAAGCAUAGAGAAAGGUUCUAGAAAAAAGAAAGGUAAAUCUACAGGGAAUACUAGAAGUUCUGCCAUUGAAAGUGAACUCGUUAGUCAAGAGCCUGUUCCCUCAAAAUCUAAGAGGAAUCAGAAAAAAGGAAAAGACACUUCAACAUCACAUAUUUCAGAAUCAAAAAGACUGAAAGAGGAUGGAGUUAGUGUCCCUUCAGAGGAUUGGAUAAUUAAUAAUAUAUUAACUUUGGUUCCUGAGUUUGAAGAGCAAGGUGUGGAUGAUCAUGAAACAAUCAUUAAACCCUUGGCUAACCAUUUGAGACCUAUGUUGGUCACUUCAUGGAAUGAAAGAAGAAAGGCAAUGUUGGCUGAAAAUUCAGAUAGAAUGAAAUGCAUCCUUGAUAACUUGCAAAAGAAGCUUGAUGAGCUUUACAUGAACAUGCAGCUUUAUGAAAAAGCAUUGGACCUGUUUGAAGAUGAUCAAACGAUCUUUGUUGUAUUACACAGACAUUUGCUAAGAACUACUGGAUCCAUAAUUGCUGACAUGCUUUUGUAUAACUUGGAUGUGUACAACAAAUUGAAGAAUGGAAUUGCAGUGGAAGAUUCCCAAAUUGUAGAGCCUGUUUCACUCAGUUCUGGUGAAAGGAAUUCUCUUGCAAAAGGCUUGAAUGGUUCCCUAUCUGUCAAGGCUGUCGCUUUGGUGGAAUCUUUGGAGGGAAAGAGAGUGGACAUAUUCAUGACAGCAUUGACAACAUUGGUGGAAGAAAGUGGAUUAUAUUUGAAGAAGCUCGAUAAGAAACUGGAGAAGUCGCUUUUGCAUUCGUAUCGUAAGGAUCUCACAUCUCAGGUAUCCAUGGAAACUGAUCCAGUUGUACUUCUGCCAAAAGUUGUCUCUUUGCUUUAUUUGAAGAUUUAUAAUAAAGCACUUCAGGCUCCAGGAAGGGCCAUGUCUACUGCUGUUUCUCGAUUGAAGGAUAAGUUAGAUGAAUCAGCAUUCAAAACCUUGAUGGACUACCAUUCAGCUACCGUUACGCUUUUAUCACUGAUGUCUGCUUCUACUAAUGAAGAUGAUUGUGCAUCAGACAGAAUCACGACAAAGAAGGAACUUUUGGAGAACCUAAUUCCGACAUUAAAGGAUUUGGUUCUUGGAUCUUCCCAACCUCAGGAGCAAGCUGACACAUGAACGCAACAUAAACAUUCUAUCCCGAAUGGUUUUCGUUUAUUUAUAUGAAUAACUCUAUAGCACAAACCAUAGAGUAAAAUUACUGCUUGAAUUUCUUUCUACGGGUAUACAACAUUACAGAUUUCACAAAGGAUUGCUGCUCUAAUGAGAUGUAGACAAUAACAGAUGAAAUAUGUAUCCUUGAAUAAUGGAAAAUGACAAGCAUUACUUCUCUAAUUUUUCCUCUUGUGAGUGGUUGAUUUACAAA